AUGGAUAUAAAGGAAGUGCAGAAAGAUGCUGAAAUUUUUUACCAAAAGCUUCUAAGUAUUGAAGAUUAUUUUGGAAAUAAAAAAUAUAAGAAUUUAGACUACAAUAAGAACUGCAGUCAUAAUGACGAGGGUUGUAUAUCUACUACAAACAACAGCACGAAAACCAAGAUACAAGAUGGAUAUUAUGACCAAGAACACCAGGAACUUCAAAGGUCUUUAAUAAAACUGAUUGAAACUGAAAUCAACCCAUUUGUUGAUGAGUGGGAGGCAGCAGGACAGUGGCCAGGCCAUAGGAUUUUUAAGCUCCUGGGUCAGGCAGGCUUUCUAGGCAUCAACAAACCUACAGAAUAUGGUGGUUUAAACCUGAAUUAUAAAUACCAUGCUGCUUAUCUAGAAGCCUUAGGUCACAUUCGAGCAGGAGGCGUUAGUUUAGGUAUUGGUGUGCAGACUGAUGUAGCUACACCUGCCCUCUCCAGAUUUGGAAAUGAGUAUGUGAAGAGGGAAUUCCUAGCACCAGCAAUCUCAGGAGAUGUGGUUGCAUGUCUUGGAGUAAGUGAACCAGGUGCUGGCUCAGAUGUUGCAGGGCUGCAGACAACAGCACGUCAGCAGGGGGAUGACCUAAUAAUUAAUGGUCAAAAGCUGUGGAUUACAAAUGCUUGUCAGGCUGACUGGAUAUGCAUCUUAGCCAAUACUUCCAUAGGACCUCCACACCGCAACAAGUCUUUGAUAUGUGUGCCUAUGAAUACUCCAGGUGUCAAUGUUGCAAGAAAGCUUGAUAAGUUGGGAAUGCGAAGUUCUGACACAGGCCACAUCUUCUUUGAUGAAGUACGAGUCCCAGCAAAGAAUAUUGUUGGAGAAGAAGGAAUGGGAUUCAUAUAUCAGAUGAAACAGUUUCAAGAAGAACGCCUUGCUAUGGCCUUAGGGACUCUAGUUCCACUGAAAACAAUCUUGGAGGAAACAAUUGACUACACAAGGGAGAGGAAAGCUUUUGGGCAGCCUCUGCUUAACAAUCAGUACAUUCACUUUCGCUUAGCUGAGCUAGAAACAGAACUUGAAUGUUUAAGAUCACUGAUUUAUAGAGCAGUUGAUCUUCUUGUGGCUGGCCAGGAUGUUACAAAGUUAGCAUCAAUGUGCAAAUUGAAAUCUGGUCGUCUUGCCCGUGUCUUCACAGAUUCUUUACUGCAGUUUUGGGGUGGCAUGGGUUUUACCAAUGAGGUGUUGGUAAGCCGUCUGUAUCGAGACUUAAGGCUCUUUUCCAUAGGUGGAGGAGCAGAUGAGGUAAUGUUAAGUGUCAUCUGCAAGUACAUGAACACUCUGCCUCAUGUACCUUUGAAGAAGGUGAAGUAAUUUCCUAUAGCAAAUGAUAACAGAAACAACAACUGAAUAGCAAGGAAAUGAAUUAGAAGUUAAAUACAAUAAAAUUUAGGAUGAGGGGGCUGUCAAGAAAUUACAGAUGAAAUCGAAGAUGAGUGCAAUUGUAUCUAAAAUACAAACUGAAUAUAAUGUUUAUUACUUAACAUAUAAUUGAUUUCUCUCUUAUUUUAUAAACCUAUUUAAUUAUUUUAACACAUCAACAUUAGUUUUUAAUAGUUGUAACUGUAUACUAUGUAAAUUCUGAUAUUUUAUUCUUUUCUCUAGAAUUGAUUGGUACUUAAAAGUUUAUUUUCUUUAUUUUAUUUUGUUCUUCGAAGAAGAAUAUAUACAAUAUCCUCUUUGUUUUAUCUUUAUGAUAAGCUGUACUUUAUUUUCUUUGAUGAACAGUAAACGUAUAGAACAAGAACUCCGUUAGGAUAUAUUUUAAGUGCAAAAGCACUGAUUUACAAUUCCAAAAUGCCUCUCUGCUUGCAAUACAAAUAAGUCAGUAUAACUCACCAUUAGAUCAUUUAGAAAAGAAAAUUGUAGCAGCUGCACUCUUGCUGCUAAAAGAAAAAAAAAUCUACAAGGCCAUACACAUCCAUUCAGUUGCUGAAGACUUCUGCUAAGAUUUUAUGAAGUUAACCAAUUCCAUGGUGAGAUUGCCUGCAACAGAAGUAUUCGUUAUUAUGGUAUAAUAGAUGGAUUUUGUACAAGUGAUGAUUGCUCAUAAAGAUAGUUCAAAUUAAAUUUGAUAAUAUUAUUUAUAUAAAAUUUUUAUGAAGGCUUGUUUAAUUUGAAUUGCUGUAAGUGUAAAGAAAUAAAAAUAUUUGAUUUUA
Penaeus vannamei (Pacific white shrimp) is the source of this 2192-nucleotide messenger RNA. Its product is annotated as probable acyl-CoA dehydrogenase 6. NCBI's taxonomy places the organism in Eukaryota, Metazoa, Arthropoda, Malacostraca, Decapoda, Penaeidae. Gene Ontology annotation, biological process: butyrate catabolic process; fatty acid beta-oxidation using acyl-CoA dehydrogenase. The record is from RefSeq and is a predicted model, not a curated record. Gene Ontology annotation, molecular function: flavin adenine dinucleotide binding.